Molecule: messenger RNA, 1182 nt
Organism: Acanthamoeba castellanii str. Neff
Lineage: Eukaryota; Discosea; Longamoebia; Acanthamoebidae
Product: ankyrin repeat domain containing protein
Exons: 6
Coding region: 1-1182 (393 amino acids)
Molecular function (GO): protein binding
Source: RefSeq, a predicted model, not a curated record
AUGGUGGGCAGGGUGGCGCGGGUGUGCCAGGCCUGGCGCCUUAUGUCGCUCGACCGCGCCCUCUGGCUUGCCCACUGCCGCGCCCUCUUCGGCGCCGCCGCUAAGUCCGCCCGGUUGGGUCGCGCAGCCGCCGACCAUCGGGCGCGUUGCAUUCCCGUGGUGCGGUGGCUGGACCAGUGGGACCGCCGCUACGCACAGGCCGCGGAGGCGGCUGCAUCGAGCGGCGAUGACUCCCCAGAGCGGCGGCUCGAGCGAGUCGAGGCGCUCAACGACGAAAAGCUGUGCUGGGCCUGCGAACGCGGACUGGCCGGCCUCGUCCCCGCUCUCUUGGCCCGUCGAGACCCGAGGUACAACAGUGAGUCGCCCAACCCGCUGCUGGCCGCCAUCGUGGCGGGCCACACCGAAGUGGUUGAGUGCUUCUUCCACCAGUUCACCGACGCCGGCGCGGAGUCGUGGACGGUGUUCAUCGACAGCGACCGGGUGCUGCAGGUGGCGCUCGACCUGGCGGUGUGGAACGGACGCACGGAGAUCGCCUCGCGCCUGCUCUUUCUCUGGGACCAGAAGAACUUCACCCCGCGCAUGCUCCUGGGCCACGCGGUCAUGCGCGAGCAAACGGUGCCCAGCCGCAUCAUGGCAAGCGCCGCGAAGACGGGAAUCGAGGAGCUCGUGGCCCUGCUGCUCCUCAGCGGCAAAUGCAGCCCAGACGCACUGCAAAUUGGCUGUCACGCGGCCGUGCUCUCCGGCAAUGAGCGGGUGGUGGACCUGUUCAUACGGUUCGGCCUCGACAUCAACUCGGCCACUCCCUUGUCCGCCGCCGCCACCGUCGCCAUGGCCCAGUACCUCCUCGACCAAGGCGCUGACCCGAACCAUGGAUGUCCGUUGGCCGACGCUGCGCGCGGCUACCGAACGGCGGUGGCCCGGGUGCUGCUGCGCCACGGGGCGGAGCCCAACUCGCUCGACGCCGGCGGCUACGCGCCUUUGCAUCGCGCCGUGUGUCGUGAAAGCGUGGAGAUGGUGGAGCUCCUGUUGGCCCACGGCGCCGAUCCUGGCCUGCGCACGAGAGACGGCAAGAGCGCCCUGUGGCUGGUGCGCCAGGCCACCGAGUACGACGACAUGUACUCCAACCUCGCCGACCUCGCCUACAUCGAGCGUGCGCUGCUCGCCCGCCUUGCUUCCACCUGA